Molecule: messenger RNA, 1076 nt
Organism: Ipomoea nil (Japanese morning glory)
Lineage: Eukaryota; Viridiplantae; Streptophyta; Magnoliopsida; Solanales; Convolvulaceae
Exons: 2
Coding region: 232-918 (228 amino acids)
Source: RefSeq, a predicted model, not a curated record
CGACGGAGAACAAAUGUCGGAGUCGGAGUCGGAGCAACGAACGGUUAACAUUGCUCCUCCCGGCUCCCGCCAUGUAUAAACUACCUGCAGAGCUCCCUUUGGGUCUCACUGCCGUCAUUCUCCCAUCGUCUUCCUCGAGCGGCGAGAGAGAGAGAGAAAAGAAAAGACCGUCCGAUCUUUUCUCCCUCUCUCUCUCUUGCCACCGCCUCGUUCAUUUUUUCACGCAGUGAGAUGGGAGGAUGUGCGAGCAGGCCUAAGGUUUUGAGGGACGACAUCGACGCCCCGAUCCCACUGCCGCCGCCGGUGGUGGUGGAGGAGGAGGUCACCAAGGACGUGGUGGUGGUGGAAGAAGCCCCCGCCGCCGCCGUCGAGGGGGCGUCCCAAUUUGAAGAUGUCGAUGAUGUUAACGACAUCCCUUCUGUGACUGAUCACCUGUCCACUCAGGAUGAAGAGCAGAGCUUAGAAGAGGUAAAGGAGGAAAUUUUUGAAACCAAGCAAGCUUCUGAGCCAUCCAAAUCCAAGCCCCAAGAACAUGAAACCCCAAUAGAAGAGCAGGAGGCACUGGAUCUCAUUGUUCUUUAUGCAUCUGCAGAACCCGAGCCAGAAGAGACAGAAACAUGCAUGGAGAAGACAAUAGAGGAGGUUAAGGAAGUAACAGAGGUUACUAGGAUGGAUGACAGAACUCCUGAGUGGAAAACAGAAGAGGAUUUGGACAUUGCAGAGGAUGAUGUCCCAAAACCUGAAAUUGAAGCAGAAGCAGAAGCAGAAGAGGGUUCAGAGUUUGGAUUGGAUCAUUCCUCAGAACCUGAGAACAGAGAAGAAGAAACUGCAACUGCUCCAACAACCAAGGGAUCAAAGAAGGCAAAAAAACAGUACUGGCAAAUUGGUACACUUCUCAGUCUUGGUAAAGCCAAAUGAGAGUAUACAACCAAGUGGAAUUCUCCUUCUUGUAUCAAUGGCUGAACUCAUUCCCUAGAAUGUCAUUUUAUAUGAUAUUCCUAGGUGCCCACCAACAUUUUGUCACCAGUACCAAUUUUGAAAGUGAAAUGGGAAGUUAUUGGAACUGUUUUCUUGAA